This is a messenger RNA of Haemorhous mexicanus (house finch), 3592 nucleotides long. It is a transcript of the gene PCCB, whose product is annotated as propionyl-CoA carboxylase subunit beta. Gene Ontology annotation, molecular function: propionyl-CoA carboxylase activity. The transcript is spliced from 16 exons. The record is from RefSeq and is a predicted model, not a curated record. Gene Ontology annotation, cellular component: mitochondrion. Lineage: Eukaryota; Metazoa; Chordata; Aves; Passeriformes; Fringillidae. Bases 16 to 1605 code for a protein of 529 amino acids.
GCGCAGCGCCGGGACAUGGCGGCCGUGCGGGUGCUGCGGCGGGCGCUGGGCUUGUGCCGGGGCCGCGCCGCCUCGGGGUCCCGCCCGGCCCCCGUGCCCCAGCGCAUCGAGGAGAAGCGCCGCGCUGCGCUGCUCGGCGGCGGCCAGGCCCGCAUCGAUGCCCAGCACAAGCGGGGAAAGCUGACAGCAAGGGAACGAAUUCUGCUGCUGUUGGACCCCGACAGUUUUGAUGAAUAUGACAUGUUUGUGGAACACAGAUGUACUGACUUUGGGAUGGGCUCUAGUAAGAAUAAGUAUCCUGGUGACAGUGUGGUGACUGGCCGUGGACGGAUUAAUGGGAGACUAGCUUAUGUUUUCAGUCAGGAUUUUACUGUAUUUGGAGGCAGUUUAUCUGGAGCUCAUGCCCAGAAGAUCUGCAAGGUCAUGGAUCAAGCUGCCAUGGUUGGAGCCCCUGUGAUUGGGCUGAAUGACUCUGGAGGAGCCCGUAUCCAGGAGGGUGUGGAGUCCUUGGCAGGCUAUGCAGACAUAUUUUUGAGAAAUGUUUUAUGUUCUGGUGUCAUUCCCCAAAUCUCCCUCAUCAUGGGUCCUUGUGCUGGUGGAGCCGUGUAUUCUCCUGCCUUAACUGAUUUCACAUUUAUGGUGAAGGACACAUCCUACCUAUUCAUCACUGGGCCUGACGUGGUGAAGUCUGUCACCAAUGAAGAUGUCACCCAGGAGCAGCUUGGGGGUGCAAAGACACACACUGCAGUGUCUGGAGUUGCACACAGAGCCUUUGAGAAUGACAUUGAUGCUCUGCUGAACCUCCGAGAGUUCUUUAAUUAUUUACCCCUGAGCAACCGGGACCCAGCUCCAGUCUGCGAGUGCCAUGAUCCCAGUGACCGUCCGGUUCCAGAGCUGGACACCAUAGUCCCAAGUGAGUCAGCCAAAGCCUAUGAUAUGCUGGAUAUCAUACACUCCAUUGUGGAUGAGAGGGAAUUCUUUGAGAUCAUGCCGAGCUACGCCAGGAACAUCGUGGUUGGAUUUGCCAGGAUGAACGGACGGACCGUUGGGAUCGUGGGCAACCAGCCCAAAGUAGCCUCAGGGUGCUUAGACAUAAAUUCUUCUGUGAAAGGAGCCCGCUUUGUUCGGUUCUGUGAUGCCUUCAACAUCCCCCUGAUCACGUUUGUGGAUGUUCCUGGGUUUCUGCCAGGCACUGCUCAGGAGUACGGAGGGAUUAUACGUCACGGUGCCAAGCUGCUCUUUGCCUUUGCAGAGGCAACUGUGCCUAAGAUCACUGUCAUCACUAGAAAGGCCUAUGGAGGUGCCUACGACGUGAUGAGCUCCAAGCACUUACGAGGAGAUGUCAAUUACGCCUGGCCCACAGCUGAGGUGGCCGUGAUGGGAGCCAAGGGUGCUGUCCAGAUCAUCUUCAGAGGAAAGGAGACAAAUGCAGAGGAGGAGUAUGUGGAUAAGUUUGCAAACCCUUUCCCUGCUGCCAUAAGAGGGUUUGUUGAUGACAUCAUCCAGCCGUCCACCACCCGCACACGCAUCUGCCAUGACCUCGAUGUACUGGCCAGUAAAUCCCAGUCCAGUCCUUGGAAGAAACAUGCCAACAUCCCACUGUGAGGGAAUCUGUGAAACUCCAUUUAGCCCAGCUGCUUUCCCAUGGCAGUUUCUUCCCAAAGACUCCAGGUCACUUCAGAGGUAUAGGGCAGAAGAGAGAAAUUCUUCUCAAACCUUGUGGCAUUUCAAGAAUUUGUAAGUAAGUUUAAGCAGUGCAGCUCUUGCAUCUGGUGUGGGGCCUUCCCAGAUUUACAGCAAUCCACAUUCACCACCCCUCUAUCCCCCCAGCCAAACCAGAUGAUGGUGGAGGGGAGAAAGAAGCCCAGAGAGGGUUUCCAUUACUCUUGAGGCUGAGUGGGUAAGGGAGUGGGGUACAGGUCUGGUUGUGAAGCCUGGACUACAUGAAAGCUACCUGUCAGUUUUGCCUUUAAUAAUUCCUUGCAUUCCUACUACGUGGGAUGACAAAAUGCGAUGGUCCAAACAAGCACUUAAAAGAAAACUAUAGUGAAGAGGGUGCUCAUCAUACUCAUGAUUUUGAAUAGUUUAUUAAAUGAAAGGUGAAGCAUCAGUUUUAAAUUGUACAAAAGGAAAAAAAAACCUCAUAUUGUAAAUGUACAAUUUACAGAAUUACUAGCAAAACCAAUCAAGGAGACACUCAUAAUACAAAAACCUAUUGACUGCAAACUGAACUGGAGACCCAUUGCAGGUACCAUGAUAAUAAAUGUUUGUUAUACAGUAUUCUACAAUGUUAAAUUAGGAAUCAGUUUUCCACACAGAGGACUGUGAAGCACAAGGUUUGUCUGAGACUCUGACUCAAACUGGGCAGCAUCUGUUGUGCCACCAUGCUCACAGAGUGAUCCUGGGACAGGUCCUGCAGCCAUUCCUGCCCCCAGACCGUGGGGGUGCACAGAGGGAGGUAACAGGGUUUAUAAAGUUCCAGCUACUACUUGGAUUAAUAGAUCCCCAACCCACACUAAGGAAUGGCUGAAUUACCUGGUCAAACAUUUUUGGCAACCGUGUCUGAGAACUGCACGUGUUGUGAGAGCCGAGCUCAGCUGGGUGAGGUGCUGGGCUGGGUGAAUUUGGGCUCUUUCCCUGCCCAUGCUGGGCACUGAGGUUGGGCUGGUAUCCAGUAAGCUUGAAACAGAAAAAAGUUCAGUGAUUAUUCUGCAGUUGAUAAAACCAAAGCACCUCUGAAACUGCUGUGCUUCAAGUGGGUCAGUCUGCUUUGUAUCCCAACUGCUACUGAGUGCAGAAAGAUGAAGGUUUUGGGGCCAAUUGUUGGAGAUCUGGAGCUGUAGAGGGCCAGCACUGCUGGUGCCAGGCCAUGCUGGGUAAGGAGCAGCUACUACAUUGAGUCAUAAAAUCGAAGCAUAAUGAAAUUCCAAAUUAUUGAAGACAUUGAAAAAUAUCUUAGUACAAUGAAUUAGCUGAGAAUGUUUUGGGGUUUUUUUGGAAUUUUUUUGAUGUUUUUAGCUUUUUUGAAAAAUCAUAUUUUUUCCAAAGAAUUACUCUCAAUAUGCACAGUUAACACUGAAAAUGUAGCUGUAGUCCAUUGUAAGCUUAAGAACUUCACCAUCUAAGCACAAAUUUCUAUGCAGCACAUACAGUACUUCUAACUGGCAAAAUUAAUUUACAAAAAUAGCGGAAAAGGGUAUUUACGGCAUGGAAAGUAGACUCUGUUUUAUGGUACAGUUAAAAUUACUUUUAGUAUGCUAAAGUGAUCCUUUCCCCCACCCUUGAACUAUUUUUUUUUAAUAGGAAAGUUGCUGUUUAUGUACCUUGUGUUGGCAGGCUUGAAGUAGGUAGUAAAAACAGCAAAGUGAUUACUUGAGAACCAUUUGUGUGUUUUACUGAGAAUACUUUAUUUGCUGGUAUAAGUUGCUAAAAAUGCACAGAGCAAGUACCAAUAGAAAAUUUACUGGUUUUGUGUCCCCAUGUGCUAUAUAAAAUGAAUGUUACACAGCAUCUGUUGGAAAAGUGGCUUCAUGGACAUCUCUUACUUUAUGUCCCAUUAUAAAUAAAAAUAAAUCUUCUCAAGAGUAUAAAA